GUUAGGAGCGCCACAAUAACAACUCUUGUAGUGAUACCCUUAAUAGCCUCUGCGCAAGUGUGCGUCGUAUCUGCGCGUACGGAGAUUGACAGAAAUCUAACAAUAACAGCAUGUAGCUGAACACAAAUCGAUUACCGAUAAAACAUUUUCUAAUAGACCAGAUAAGCAGCCACAAAGUGUUGCAGAUAUAACUAAAUAAGAAAGUUUCUACAUAGUGAACUCUAGAUUAGGUAGAAUUCUUAUAUUUCGAUGUGAAAAUAAUGCUAAUCCUGCCAUAUAUCCACUAUCUAGAUCGCUAAUGCAGAACUUGAGCAGGGCAUUGUAAACAUAGGCUAGACCGUCGUUUAUGGCCUACGAUUGGACAUAAUUUUGGGGUGAACAUGGCAGCAAGCAAUUAAAUAGUUGCACGAACGGUUGUGGCAAGAUCACUAGAAGUAUGCAAUCACUUAUAGUAUGAAUUUCAUUGAAUUAAUUAUGUUAAUUGUGUUAUUUUUAGGAAUUUUAUAAUUGUAUUCACGUCGCAAUAAAUUAUUGAAUUGGGAUCUUGCCUUCUUUACACCGCCCCGGCAACAGCUUAUAAAAUUCUUCUAUGGCGUCGAAGAAGUUGCCUUGUUCCGCUCUAGAACCACCCGGGUUGACCGAAGGUAAUCCGGACAACAACGUUGAUGGGAUCGUUACGACUAGCGCAAGUAAACCUUCUGUCGUCAUCGUACCACCUCCCAAUGCCGAAAAUCAGGUAGCCGUCGAUAUUGCCGGUAGUAUGUUGCCCUCACAUUCAAAACAAAUACACAUCGACAACAAUGAUCAGAACAGCGCCGCUUCUGCAAACAAUGCUAGACGAAAUCCGUUGCGCAAAGUAAGGAGAGAAAUGCAUCAUUUGUGCCAGCUGUGUGAUGAGCGUGAUACAAAUGAUAUGGUGCAAUGCGCAGAAUGUAACUGGUGGUUUCACCUCAAAUGUGUACAAAUUACCAGAGAUUUCGCUACCGUUAAUUGGACAUGCAGAAGCUGUAAGGCUCCAUACAUGCUUGCCGACAAGCAACAACGACAAAUUGCUCCCCCGGAUACACUGUCAAAGCUACCAAAAUCACGAAGCUUGAAGAGCAAAGCUAGCUCUACCAGUGAAGCAAGAAAAUUGAUCGAACUUGAAAUGAGGAAGUUGGAAGAAGAAUUCCAGAUGGAAAAGCGGUUCAUCGAGAAAAAGUAUGAGUUAUUAAGGGAGUACGCGAGUGAAACGUCUUCAAUCGCUGAGGACAACGAAGAACGCGAGAAUUUGUCUAAGAUAGAGGAAUGGUUGGCCGAAACAUGUGACCAUGGAGAAGCGAUAGACUCUGGAUUAGUUGCAGAAGGAACCAGUGAGCAAACACCGAUCACUCCGGGUAAGCACAAAGAGCAUCGAAUUCCACGGGCUCCGCAAUCGUUGUCAGCACAUCAGCGAUGCCAAAGAGACCAGUCCUCUUUUCCUACAUCGGUUCCAGUUAUGCAGAACCAACCGUCGCAACCAUGUUUCGUCAACUCACAGCACUCACGGAUUCAGUUCGAAGAUUAUCCAAGGCAACCCUUGGACCUACAGUCUUGCUGUCACCAAAGGCCGUCGAUAUCAGCUCCACGAAACGUAGAGUUUUAUCAUCAACCUAGAGAAACUCGCGAGGAACUUCGAGGAGCGCACUUUCAAUCGAUUCGACAGGCACCGCUUUCCUACCCUGAGGCGCCGAUGAGAUCUACGUUUGAUCCAUCGAUGAAUCCUAUCUUGCCAAAUUCUAUCAAUAAUUUUGCACCACGUCAGCGUUCAACGCCGACACGAAUGACCCAGCAAAUAUCCGACCCACCAGCAAUCGAUGAUGAAACUAUUUGUAUACUAAGCCGGAGCCAAAUAGCAGCGCGGCAGGCGAUACCCCGAGACCUUCCUGAAUUCGACGGAGCACUGGAAGAUUGGCCGCUUUUUUACGCUACGUUUAAUUCGUCUACACAAAUGUGCGGUUUAACGAACGAGGAGAACAUGCUCAGACUGCGAAAAUGUUUAAAAGGAAAAGCAUUAGAGGCAGUUAGAUCUGAGUUGCUUCAUCCGUCGAACGUGGCGGAUAUUUUGUCAACCCUGAAGAUGUUAUAUGGCCGUCCAGAGGCAAUCGUUCAAUCCAUCGUUAGGAAAAUUAAAAACCUCCCUCCUCCGAACACGGAAAAUCUUGAAACCGUUGUCAAUUUUGCGUUGACGGUGAAAAAUAUGAUUGCAACAAUCCGUGCUUGCGAGGUCACUGAUUUUAUUUUCAACGCAUCUCUUCGGUACGAAUUAGUUGAGCGUUUGCCGUCCUCUUUGAAGUUAGACUGGGCCAGAUUCUCACGUAACCACCCCAGCCCAAAUCUUGCUGACUUUAGCGCAUGGCUAUAUUCCGUAGCAGAAGAUGCGAGCACGGUGAUGGCGUCAGGUCACGAACAAAAAAAUCGUGGCAAAAAAGACGGAUUCCUGAAUUACCAUUCCGAAUCGGACUCAUCGACUGAGACUCCUAUCCAAGCAAACUUGGAAACAGUAAAACCUAGUAUUCAGUGCUUGGUAUGUAAGGGAAAAUGUAUGGCCGUGACCAAGUGUGCUCGAUUCGAAGAAUUCAGCGUAGAUUCUAGGUGGGCCACAGUAGAGCGCCGGAACACAGACCUCGUCGGUAGUGUCGCCGUCCGGAAAUCAAUACCUGUUCGCUACCAAAGUGGAACGGGCGUCAAGAGAGCUGACACGGGUAGAAUAAUCCUUAGAUUCUCCGAAAGUGGCCUUUCAGCGGCCGAUGAAGCGAAAACCUUUUUCGUGACCGACGUGAAGUGCCAGUUCAACGGAAUAACAGUCCACCUGGGCUCUGCGUGUCGUCUGUCACGGGGUAACCGUCAUGGUCCGGCGGUCAACGUAUUCGUACCGGACGAACGAAUGGACGGCGAGACGAGAAGCGAAGAAACCCCGUCGACGAUUUCGGGUUAG
Aedes albopictus (Asian tiger mosquito) is the source of this 2956-nucleotide messenger RNA. RefSeq lists its product as uncharacterized. The transcript has 3 exons. The coding region runs from base 590 to 2956 and encodes 788 amino acids. The record is from RefSeq and is a predicted model, not a curated record. NCBI's taxonomy places the organism in Eukaryota, Metazoa, Arthropoda, Insecta, Diptera, Culicidae.